Molecule: messenger RNA, 288 nt
Organism: Penicillium antarcticum
Lineage: Eukaryota; Fungi; Ascomycota; Eurotiomycetes; Eurotiales; Aspergillaceae
Exons: 1
Coding region: 1-288 (95 amino acids)
Source: RefSeq, a predicted model, not a curated record
AUGCAUGUAGCUGGUCCGGAUCCGUGGCAGUGCAAGGUUCAUCCGGAAAAGGGUCAGGCUAUUGAGAAGGUCACCGCGGACCUGCAGAGUUUCAUUUCGACUAGUUCGUGCAAGAAUAAUAUCGGUGCUACGGUUAUGGUAGAUAGAAAUGAUCGGACGUGGGCGUUUAUCACGACAGAUCCGAAUCCUACUCAGUAUACCUUCUGCCAUCCGGACCCUAAAGGUCUAGGCGUCGGAGAAGAGGAGAGUGAUGCAGAGAUUGGAGGUAAUGGAGAAUAUGUUGGCUGA